Varanus komodoensis (Komodo dragon) is the source of this 12707-nucleotide messenger RNA. It is a transcript of the gene NUAK1, whose product is annotated as NUAK family kinase 1. The record is from RefSeq and is a predicted model, not a curated record. Bases 7485 to 9257 code for a protein of 590 amino acids. Lineage: Eukaryota; Metazoa; Chordata; Lepidosauria; Squamata; Varanidae. The transcript has 7 exons. Gene Ontology annotation, cellular component: cytoplasm. Gene Ontology annotation, biological process: microtubule cytoskeleton organization; protein phosphorylation; intracellular signal transduction. Gene Ontology annotation, molecular function: protein serine/threonine kinase activity; tau-protein kinase activity; ATP binding.
GCUGGGCGCUCCUUCAGGUAACCAGGACCCAACCCAAGUUCUACCCUGAAUAUCCAUAACCUGAAUUGCAAGUGAUUUUUCACUGACAUCUGCAUAUCUGCAGUGUUCCCAUCAAAACAUGCAAAUAUAUUAGUUAUUGAGGUGAUUGGCCUCAUUGUUCUUGGCUUGAUUUUGCUAAUUUAACUAAAAUAGCUUCUAAAAACAAUUGUCUAAUUACAUUUCUUUUUAUUUCAGCCUUUGAGUUUUCAGUAUAUUACUUCUGUUGUUUAUGUCUGUAAAUGCCCAAAGUUAUAAUAGAGAUUUUCCUAGAGGCUACUUACUGAUUAGGAAUGAAAAUAAUAUAAGGUAAAUUAGCUUUCAGAGUCUCAUGCUAUGCAGUUCUUGACUUCCUUGCAUUCAGUAUAAUUUAACACCUAAAUAAUACUGCUGCUUGUAAGAAAUCCAUGCUAAGGAGGUGGGGGAAAUCUGGCAAUUUGCCUUGUUUUCUAAAAAUACUUCAAUUGAUGGCAUGCCCCCUGAGACAGAGCAGCCUAGCAUAGGUCUCCCUGAGCUAGGCCCCAUUUACACACUCACUGAUUUCUCCUGCAGCAGGAAUUUUCUCAAACUAAAAAUAUUAUAAUAGGACUAUCUUCUCUAAUGCUUGGAUACAUUUGAUGGUAUCUCUCAUUUUGAUUGCAAUGUUAGCAGCCUAUAAAUGUAACUUUAGAAUUGUGAACUGCUUUGAGAACCAAUAAAAACCAGUAUUCAAAUAUUGUAGUUUUUUUAAAAAAAGUAUUAAUGCAGUGAGAAUCAUUUCCCUGCCAAGAUUCUUUGUUCCUGUGGUAUGUUUGUGAAUACCAGAACAAAUUGAACCAGUCUCAUAAGGAUUUCCCAUCUUGUCACACAGAGUUCAAUAGAUGGGAUGCAGUACAUUUUAGUUCUUAAGAACUGUUUUCCAUAAUUCAAAAUAUUUUGGGGUAGAGGUGUUCUUUUCACUAUGGGUGGUUGCAGAGACAGAGGGAGCACUUACCACUACCAAUAAAAAUGCACUAUGCAUCUACUGUCUCUCCUCAACAAUUUUUUUUCAUAAGAGAAAAGUCAAUAGAAGCAAUGAUGUAACAUGGUAGGGUUACAAAUGAAAGUUAUGUCUCUCCAACUCUCUUCAUAAUUUGUUUGAAGACAAGCAACUGCAGGAAAAAUGCCUCAUCUGAAAGAACUCUGACUGGUUUUCAGAUGAUUUUAGUGAAAGAAAAGGUUAUUCUAUUGCAUGUCCCCAAAAUUAAAGACAAACUCACUCAGUGGUCUUAUUUGGCUGACCUUAAUAAAAGAGCACUUUGUAUCAUUGCAAAGGUACUUCUGUCUGCUGCUGUAAGGAGGGUAAUAAAAAUACCACUCUAUGGAAAGACACCAGAUGGAAGGAAUGUCAACACACUGGAACUAAUUUAGGAGAUUGCUCUGAUAUAGAGCAAAGGCAUGAGGAGAAUUCAGAUGGUUCCAAUGUGAAAAGAUUGGCUGCCUUUCUUAAAACAACAAACUAAAAUUCUUAUCCUGGGGUUACAUGUAAACGGAAAGCAAUCAACCCUCAAGGUGAAUGUCCAUUUUUUUAAAAAAAUGCUGUACAACUGUAGGUUUCAGUCUCACUUUAGGAUCCCCAAAACACAGAAAUAAAAUAGGACAUUAGUUUACUUUUAGUUCUAUCUUAUACAUUUUAAAAUAAACAGUUGUAAAACAUCUAGCCAAGACGUAAAGAAACCUAGGCAAACUAGUAUGACUUUUUUAUUUGUUUCUCUUAGGUUGCAUUCUUGCCCUCAGUGUUACAUGUAAAGUUUCUAUCUUUUUACAGAAAAAUGUUUGAUUAACUGUUCUCAGCAUGCUUCACAAGAUUUUCUCCUUUUUAAAUGAGCAGGCCUGUUUUUAAGAGGAAAAUUAUGCCCUAUUGGAUGCAGUAGAAUUCUAGAGUGUUGAGCAGGCAGAUAGAGAGAGAAAUCUGCAGAGUUAAGAGCUCUGAAUAGAAGCUGAGCUCAUCAUUUCAAGAUUUCUAAAUAUAGUUAAAUAGAUUACAUUCAGGAGUUAUUAUGAUAGUAGAACAGGAUGUAAUGGAGAAUAAUGGGCUGAAAACAUAUUACAAAAUGUUCUUUAGCUCAGACACUUCUUUCUUUAAGUUCUUUUCCAGUUUUACAUUCUUUAUCCUUUUAAUAAAAUCCCAAUCCAAAAGAUGUGAUUGCAAUUAGCUGGCCAGAAGCAAGGAAUAAAAAAUAACAUACAUACCCCUUCAAAAAUAAAAGUUUAUUGUAAGCUUAUUAACUGUUUGAAGGGAAACACUUUCUCCUUGUUGCAUAAAGAGCUAUUUGCCUUUUGGAAAGGUUUAAGAAACAAGAAAGGGAGCAAAUAUACUACAUCCUGCAAAAUAGUCUAUCACAUUUUGGCCCUUCCCUACAGUAUUUUCCCCAUCUGAUUUCAGUGGGGGUGGAAUUAAAUGUAGUAACUGCUGCAAUCAUAGCAGUUAAAUAACAACCGAACACUAGUAUUUACAAGUAAUAUUUAUUUGUUUUGUAAGUUCAGCCAGAGGCUACACAAAGGAAAACCAAAUUCUGUGGUCAAAGUAAAAUAAGCAAAUGGGUAUAUAUUUAUUCAUGUUGCAAAAUGUAUUCUUUUUCCAAGAUAAUAUUCUUUUUCAAAGAACUUUAUAUUUUUGGUAAGGGAUUUAGGUGGCAGAAAGAAAUAAUGGCAGUAGGGAAAAAAGCUUGGAAACCAAUGUAGGAAUAGUAUACACGGGAUUUGUCAGGCAGAGUUGUGGGUAGUUUUCAGAAGAUAGCCAGAAGCCGGAAAGCAGGAGCAUGGAGUUAUGCCAGAGAGUCAGAGCAGAGGGAUCAAGCCAAGAAUCAGAGCCAAAGAACACAGCAGAGCCAUGAAGAACAUUGUUACUCAAGGAAAAUCCCAGCCCAAAGAGGAAGCCCUUUAUAGGGCUUCCUGUCUAGAAGGAGCUAGUGGCCAGCUUGGCUGGAUAGGACUAGCCCAGAAACUGAGAAUACUUCAGCGUCCUGCAUGAUGCUCCAAUUGUGGUUCUGGUUGUUUGCUGGAUAGGGCUAAUUGUAUACAGAGCUGAAAGUCCUCAGUAUUUGGUACUAGGUGAAAGACUAAAUUUCUAGGUGGUAGAAGUUACAGACCUGCCAUAUUGUAUAUCCUCCUAUGCAUUCUGAGAACAGCACCCAACCCUGGAGGAGGAAUUGCCUUCAGGUAUCUUGUAGCAAUACAAUCGUCUGCUAAAAGAGAUUUUAAAAAAUCAGAACUGAUAUAACUCUGGAAAAAGGGGUGAAAAACUCAGGUGGACAGGUUACUAACAUGCAAGUAAGUCAUCCACUAUACAUCAUAGUCACUGACGCCAAGUUGUAUAAUAGUCAAAGAUUGCUUUAUUGUGUCUGGCAAUUCCAUUUCAGCAGAAAAAGCCAACCAACCAUUCCUCAUUAAAUUUGUGUUUUUUGCACUAGGUGGCAACCACUGUGAAGAACUACUUUAGAAGCUGACCCAGCUUUAGAAUAAUUGCAUUAGAAUGGCAAAUCAUCAGUCAAAAUCAGUAAAAAUGCAGGAUGAGCCAAGUAUUCCAAAUAGUUAUGCUGAAGCAAUUCAUCUGUCGUCAGCUCAGGGUUUAUGUCUUAGUAGGGAGCGCGCUUUAUUUACUUCAUUAUUUGUAGUAAAUAGCACUAUAUGUAAAUAAUUUCAUGGAAAGCUUUAGGGAAUACCAAAACCUAUGCCAGUUCAGUGUUAGGAAAUAGAAUUGUAUGAACAUUGCUGUUUAACUGAUGGAAGUGUUUCUCAACAAGACUUGCAUGGACCUAAUUGUAGAGACUCCAUGCCUCUGGUAGAGCAUUUGCUUUGCAUGUAUGAAAUCCAGUGUUCAGUUGUAGGAGUUACCAACUGAAGGAUUUCAAGUAUCAGGACCAAGAAUGAUACCCGCUUUAUUUCUGAGAGCUGUUUCCUCUCAAAAGAUAGUACUUAGAUAAAAGGUCAGAUAUUAAUAGGUUACAGGUUACUUCCUAGUAAUGCUUAUAUACUAUUAGAUUACUAUUACUUCUUUAGCAAUUCCUGUAAAAUAGAAGUGUGUGCAUUUCAUUCAAGAUGAAAACAUUUGAAUCAGUGAAUACAAUCAAUUUAUUCUGUUCUACAAAUGUCAGUUGGACUGCUGUAGAGCAAUCAGGUUGCAGAUGGUGGCCAGCAUAUCUUUGCAGUAAGGCAAGAUACUUCUUCUGUGCUUAUAUAGUGUGUCACUGAUCUGAUAAAAACUGUACAAUUACAGUUAUUGGAGCCUUUCCUAUUAAUGUUAUCAGUAAGGCCAUUUUGCAAAUUUGGAGAGGAUGCCCACACAGUUUCCAGAGUUCAUUGUUAAUGAGGAUGAAAUCACUGGAACAGAUCAGUGCUUCAUAAGCAAUUCAAUAAUCCACUAGUCAGCAGCCAGCAUUUAUCUUGUUGCUUUCUAGUGCUUGCUCUCUCUCUCUCUCUCAUUCUCUUUCUCUCACACACACAGUCUUGCUGAACACUUUAAUAAGACAAAAAGAGCUGCAGUACUUUGUCAUGUAUAAUGUAUGGAAAGAGAUAUGAUAAAGCUUAAAAAUGAAACUGUUGUCUUAGUGUUAGGAGGUACAUCUUCAAAAGCCCAUUGCUGGUGCUUCCCUGUAGUUGUUUUAAAGCAGCAUACUGGUUCUGUUCACACUAUGUAUUUUAUAAUAUGACUAUUAUUUUAUUUUAAGAAAAUAUCAUUAUCAUGAAAGAACUGCCAAACACAAUCUUUUCUCAAGGAUAUAUCUCUGUGUAUUGACAUUCAUGCAAAACUAAAAACAAUUGCAAGAGUUUUCAUUGUUGAUGUGGUCAGGAAGGAUAUUUUAAUAAGGUUAAUUCUUUUGUGGAAAGCUUCAUACUGUUUCCUUUGUAACCAAUAGAUUGUGGAUGGAGAAGUAAAAAUAUUCUAUAGCAGCUAAGGGCCACUGAUCGGAUAUGACUGAGUAUAUCAGCUAUGAAAAAUGAUGGGAAUAGAUGGCUUAUUUGCAGUUGUUUGUUUAUUUAAGAAAUGAAUGCCCUGCUUUUCAGAUAGAGGUCUCUUGUAGUCACUAACACAUUUAAGUAAAACCAUGACAGAUAACAUGAAAAUAAAACAGGAGCAGCAGAAAACAGUAAAACUGAGAUUGAAACUAUAUGUCAGCACUCUAACUAAAAGCCUUAUUUAUUUGCAAUAUUUUUAUACUGCUUCACUUUCAAGUAGGUUCUAGAGUGGUAAACAGUACAGCAUUAAAAUGAGUAAACAAGUAAAAACUAUUGGAAACAAGAUAACUUUAAAACCUAUGGUGACCAGAAAAGAAGCCUUUCCAGAACAUUCUUUCUUAGCAGAUGCCAAAAAAUAAAACUGUGUUUGUGCCUGCCUGACCAGCUAAAACAGGGAAUUCCAUAGAAAUGAGGCCACUGUGCUGAAGGCUCUUCUCCUGGUGGAUUCCAGUCAGACUAUGAUCCUAUUUGAAACCAGCAGGAGAAGGUAUUCCAAUAACCUUAGUGACUGGGUAGAUUGGUAAGAGAAAACUUUCUCAAGUAUCUUGGUCACAAAUAUUUCAGAACUUUGCACACUAAUAUUAAAACCUGGCUUGGUAGUGAAUAGGUAGCCAAUGCAUUUCCUUCAGCAAGAGAGUUGCACUCUGAAAAUAGGCAGUUCCUGACAACAGCCAGACUGCUGAGUUUGCACUGUCUCCAGUUUCUAGAACAGCCUGCUUGGCAGCCCCACAUAGAGCAUAUGGCAGUAAUCUGCUCUUGGGGUUACACACACCUGCAGCACUGUGGCCAAACUUUCCCUUUCAAAGAGAGGCUGUAGCUGGUAACUCAAGUGGACAUAGUAAAAGGCAUUUUGAGCCACUGCAAACUCUUGGGACUCUAGCAGCUCUGAUGGAACUUUCAGAGGGAGUGCAACCUCAUCCAGAAGAGGCAGUGUACCUAUGUUCCAGACUCAGGAAUCACUCAGGCACAUGCCUUUUUGCCAGGAUUCAGCUUCAGUUUAUUGGCCCUCAUCCAGCCCAUCACUGGGUCUAAACACUGAUCUAGGACUUGUGCAGUCUCUCCUGAUUGAAAGACAAUGAGUGAGUGGUUCAGGGACAAAUGUUACAGAGACAAAGAGCUGUCUGUCAUACUGAUGGCACUUAGCUCCAAAUACCCUAAUGACUGCUCCCAUCCUGCUCCCAACAUGGAAUGUGGGAUGAUACUCUGUGGAACACCAUAUCUCAAUUGGCAGGGGUUCAAGUAAUAGUCAACCAGUGUUAUUGUUUGAAAUAAACCCUGCAGGUAAGACUGGAACCAAUAUAACACAGUGUCUCCAAUAUCUCACCUAUAGUCAAUCUAGGAGAAUAUCCUCAAUAAGCUUAUAAGAGGUAGAAUAGAACGAACAAGGUUGUACUUCCUCUGUCCGUAAUCAGGUUAAUCAAGGCUGAUUCAGUCCCAUAGCCAGGAUGAAAGCUGGAGUGAAAUGGGUCUAGAUAAUGAAUCUUCCUCAAGAGUGCACCUGUACUCAAUCAGUGGAAUUUUAUUUAUUAUUAUUAUUAUUUAAUUUCUAUACCACCCAGUAUUCAAAGCUCUCUGGGUGGUUUAGAACAACUUUCAAUUGUUUGCAAUUGAGCAGUAGCUAUCAAAUAUUACUGUGACUAGAGAGUUUUGUUUUGUUUUCCUUUACAGGAGCAGUUAUACUACUGCUACCUUAAGGACAGCAGGAACAUGCACAUCUCACUCUUUGGACCCAUCAGUUAAACCCUCCUAGCUAGUUUUUCUUAGCCUGGGAAGGCAAGAACUGAGAGCGUACAUAGUUCAUUGCACUGCUGCAAGCUCCUCAUCCAUGCCAUUAGGCCACAAUAACUGAAACUGAUCCCACAAAUUGGAGAGAAGCAAACAUCAUCAGACACCUGUACUGAAACUUUGCUAACAACAGUUUCAAGUUCACUGCAAAGAGCAGCAAAGGUUUUGAGGGUGCCAUAGCCCCAUCCACUAUGGAGGAUGUUAGUAGUUCCCAGACCACCCACUCCAUUUGACAGCUACCUGGGGAUGCAUGGAGGCAGCAAAGUAACCCUUUUUUUUGCUGCCCACAUCACUGUACAAUAGGCGUGCUUAUGUGCUCUAGAAUGUGUUUAGGCUUCUUCACUUUGAAUCUUACACCAUUUUUCAUUCAAACAGGUCUCCAGACUGUUUCAUCAGCUGCAGCUCUCUAGUAUACCAAGGAGCAGAGGGAGUUUGAAUGAAACACUAGAGAAGGCACUAGUGAAACACUAGAGAAGGCACUUAGGUGUGAUCAAGUCUACCGCCCUCCACAUUGAGACUAGGUCUUGGCUGGAACACCAGCUCUGUCUCCAAGGAAAACUCCAAGAACUUUAAGAAAUUUAUUGCAUCCCACCAGUUUCUUGGGCAAACCAUCUGACUGGGGACCCCACCCCUGCAGGAGCAAAGUAAUGAUCUGAGUUCAAAUUUCGCCAGGAAAUGAUCUGAUCAUGACAGCAGGGUUACUUGGGCCUCCACAUUUCAUGCCUUGUAGCAAAGACCAAGUCAAGGCAUCAAGCUAUCUAUACCUUGCAUAUAUGGAUUAUAGGCGUAUUCUGAAAAUUGCAGGCUAUAGUAGUCUGCAUGAAAGCAGAGACUUUACAUCGGUGUUUGAAAACAAAGAUAAAAUUGUGAUCAUCAUGGAGUAUGCAAGCAAAGGGGAAUUGUAUGAUUAUAUCAGUGAGAGGCGACGGCUGAACGAACGGGAGACAAGACACUUUUUUCGGCAAAUUGUCUCUGCCGUGCAUUACUGCCACAAGAAUGGAGUUGUCCAUAGGGACCUAAAACUGGAAAAUAUUCUUCUUGAUGACAAUUGUAAUAUUAAGAUUGCAGACUUUGGGCUUUCGAAUCUUUAUCAGAAAGACAAAUUUCUUCAGACUUUCUGUGGAAGCCCACUGUACGCGUCUCCGGAAAUUGUCAAUGGAAGACCUUACAGAGGCCCAGAAGUCGACAGCUGGGCCCUUGGUGUAUUACUUUACACUCUGGUUUAUGGAACAAUGCCCUUUGAUGGCUUUGAUCACAAAAAUCUAAUCAGGCAGAUCAGCAGUGGAGAAUACCGAGAGCCAACACAACCCUCAGAUGCUCGUGGUUUGAUCAGAUGGAUGCUAAUGGUGAAUCCUGAGCGCAGAGCAACCAUUGAAGACAUAGCCAACCACUGGUGGGUUAACUGGGGCUAUAAGAGCAGUGUUUGUGAUUGCGAUGCCUUGCAAGACUCCGAGUCCCCUCUGCUGUCUAGGUUUAUAGAUUGGCAUAAUCGUUCCAGUGGCCUCCAGCCAGAAACUGAUACCAAAAUGAAGUGCCUUUCCAAACCAAAAGGAUCGGAGGUCACACUAGAGAGACAGAGAUCCCUGAAAAAGUCAAAGAAGGAAAAUGACAUUGCACAGUCUAUUCAGGAAACCGGAAUUGAAAAUGCAUGCAAAUUAAACUCCAAGAGGCCAAAAGGCAUCUUGAAGAAAAGGAGCAAUAGUGAACAUCGAUCUCAUAGUGCAGGAUUUAUAGAAGGAGUAGUCAAUCCAGUACUACCGUCCACUUUUAAAAUGGACCAGGAGCUAAGUAGGACAGGCAUAUCCAUCAAGAGUGCUAUGGAGGGGGAGGUAAUGGGUAAAUACAGCACUAAGCAGUCUUCCUUAAUGCCAAAAAAGGGAAUUCUCAAGAAGACUCAGCAAAGAGAAUCUGGAUACUACUCAUCUCCAGAACGGAGUGAAUCUUCAGAACUCUUGGACCAUAAUGAGGAGGGAGGAAACAUUGACACAUCCCCAGGCAUCAUUGAAACAUUAAGGAUAGAGUCUCACAGCCAUUCUUACCGGCGCAAGGGUAUUUUAAAACAUAGCAGCAAGUAUUCCACUGGUAGCACCGAUUCAGCUUUGAUUAGCCCUGACACACCAACACUGGAAUCUAUGGAAGAAGCAGUACUGCCAGGAGAGGGGUUAUCUCGAAGUUACAGCCGCCCUUCUAGUGUCAUUAGUGAUGACAGCAUCUUAUCCAGUGACUCUUUUGAUUUGGUGGACUUGCAAGAGAAUAAGCUUAGAAUAAGGAGCUGUGUGUCUGCUGAAAAUGUCCUUCAGAUCCAAGAUUUCCAAGGACUUCAGAACCGUUCACGACCACAGUAUCUGAAGCGUUAUCGGAAUCGGACGGGGGAUAGUAGUUUUUCCCUUCUUACAGAUAUGGAUGAUGUCACUCAGGUCUAUAAGAAAGCUCUGGAGAUCUGUAACAAGCUUAACUAGCAGCAGGGAGAUAGCAGGGCUGGAAGGAAAGGGUCUAGGGUACCUUUAUGAUGGAGUUGGUCCAAUUUAUCAAUUUGCUGAUGGUGGUAGAAUUAUUGAAGUGACAUUUAACAGACAUAGUGAGUAGAAAUCCUUCAGUUCUGUUGAGGAAAAAUUCAUCUCAUGCUCAUUAUGCAACCUAAUAGCUCAUGCAAUCAAAAUACUACCUAAUGUCCAAAGAAGUUACAAUAAUGUAUGAAGCGAAAACUCUGGAAUCUGGCAGACAGAAAAGGAUCAUGUUCUAGGGGCUGUAAGCUGGAGCUAGACAAAAUGUAAACUGGAAAAAAGGUAUAUAUAUUUAUAUUACAGAAGGUAACUAACCACUGGAAAAGCUAUAAUACUAAGAGUAAAAGAAAAUCAUUUUCAAUGUCAGAAAUCAUUUGCAGGUGGAAUAGUUAACAUCCAUAUGUUAAUGCUUACUGACAUUUUUCAGAUUUUCAGCCAAACAAGACCACAAUCCCCAGAUACACACAUGAAGCAUUUGGCUUUCUGCUGCACACAUUUGUGCAAGCAUAUGUAUGCAACCAAUGACCGGCACUGCCAGUUAUCUGAUGAUAGUGCUACUGUGAGAAAAGGAUUUAGUAUAUGAGUAGAAAGCAUUUUGUAUUUAUAGAGUUUAGGCUGUGAAGAGAUAGAAGGAUGAGGAGCUGAGGGAAAGGAAGAAGAUACUUUCUGCCAAACAAAAAGAAGCAAAAGGUUCUGGAAAUCUACAUGGCCAUAGACAGGCUACAGAAAAGAAUCUAUUUGACAGUGGAGGCUACUUAAGUAGAUUCUUGAGAAUCUUCCAUUUGUUUUUGAAAAACAGCAUUUUCAUGGCUUUCCUGAUUGUAGAGAAAAGCUGUGAAGAAAAAAAUGUGUUGCCCAUACUUCUUGACUGUUAUUUCCAAAUAACCACCAGUCUGCAGGAACCAGCAAAUGAAAGUUAGGAGGGCUCACCUUCCCUUGACCCAUUAAAUAACGGUCAUCUUAAUUUCUUCGAAUUAAACUGUAUUCCAUGUCUUCCUUCCGUAAGAUUUCUCUUACUUUUCUUAGUCCUGCUAGGCAGCUCUGGUAAAGCUCAGAUCCAAAUAUAAAGGGUUAUUUUUGACAGAAUCAAGAUACACAGGAAGAAGUUCAAGGGUGAGUCUAGGCCAAGGUUAAAUGUCGAAGAAGUCAGUACAAAACAUCAUACUAGAAAAAGAAGUUGAUCAUCUAAAAUCAGAUUAGGACAAGAAAUUAGCAUGAAAGUUGGGAGGAAAGCUAAGAAGGACCAGAGGAGCACUCUGAACUAAAAUAGCUGAUUGCCAUAACCUCUUUCCAUUCCCUUAUGGGCAGCUAGAAUCAUUAACGAUGGGAUGCAGUUGCAUCUAAACGCAUUUAAAACAUUCCAGCAUAGGUCUAGAAAUGAAAACAGAUAGACCCUCUCCCCUUAAAAGGAAGAGAAAAAUUCAGAGAGGAAAAUCCCACUUGUUCUAUUAUGCAAAUUAUGUGACACUGGUAGAUUAAGAAAAUGUAUGUAUGCAAUACAUCUUCAUCCUAGUUUGGUCAGUUGCAGAACUGCCCAGAUAGCUUUGGCUGUUGCACAGUAUAGAAAAAUAAAUAAAUUUUAAUUUUAUGGUUUCAGACUUCUGGAGGUUUAGCAUAGAAUUCCAGAGCCCUUGUCAAUAAAUAAUGUAGAGGAGGAAUAUAAGAAAUGUGGUUUAUGAGUAGGAAGAAGGUAAUAGGAUAGUAGACCUCAUGAGGAAUUCAGUUUAAGAAUGUAUGUGUAUUGUGUCUGAUAUUGCAUGGCUAAUGAGGUUGAAUUGGAGAAGACAUUUAUCCCAUGAACAUAAUUUAAAAUAUUGCAGUUAAAGGCUUCAACUCCCAUAAAGGUACCACUUGGUUCUACUGGAUCACAUGAAUGUAAGCCUCUUUUUAAAUAGGCACUAUGUGUUUGACAGGCCUGGGCAAUUCAGAAUCAGUUGGCCCAUUUUGGUCACAAAUAUUGUAGCAAGCAGCUUGGUGUCAAUAGAGCUGAAUUAUCAAAUUAGCUUACCAUGUCAGAUUGUUUCUAUCUUUUAAAAAAGUCAGCACUCACAGUUAACUACAGAUAAUAAGCCAAGAUUCUGUUCCUGAAUUCAAUGUGCCAAUUUUAUGACUUUAACUGAGAACAGAAUUUGGUACUCUAAUUCAGAGCUUGAAAUGAUAUAGGAAACUAGUGCCAAACUGAACAUUAAAGAUAUGAAAAUACUUGAGCUAGAAGGAAAUGUUAUAUAUUUCUCACGAUAAUGUCCAAACUGCUUAAUUUGUGUCAGAACGUCACAGUCAAACAGACAAACUAAUUCAUUUGUUUCCCAGAAUGGCUUUUCUAAUUCUUCAGGAGAGCUUUAUUUCUGCAGGGCAAAGGACCAAAUUGACUAUUCAAUUCUGAUCAAAGAAGCAUGGUUUUCCCUCCAUCUUCCCUCUGAUGAGAAAAUAUUCAUUUUAUACUAAUAGAUGUCUACCCCAACUUGGUGGAAAACCACAUACCCUCUCUGGACUUGCAACUCCAAUUUUAUCCAGAGUACCAUAUGUGCAGCCUAAUCCUAAUGCAUGUUUACUCAGAAAUGAAUCUUACUGAGUUCACUAGAGUGUAUUCCAAGCAGGCAAGCACAGCAUUGCAGACUUAGAGGGAUACAAAUAUCUAAAAAUGUGCAUUUUUUGAAACGGCAAUUCAGUAAUUUGGAUAAAAUUGCAUUAGCAAAAGGCCUGUGUUCUGAUCCAAGUUUAUACAAACUUUGCUUCCUUGGCUGCCAAGUUGGGACCCAUCUCACUUACCCUAAUGGAGUUUUAUUUCAAUGGAACAGUACUGACUUACACUGCCUGUCCAUCUGGCUCAAUUAAAUAUUCACUUGAUGUAGUAAAGGUGAGGGAACUUGCAACUGCUCCUGGGAGGAACUAAGAAUUGCCUUCAAAUUGAGCUUUAUCUAGACUGUUGCCCAGGCCUGCUAUCUUAUGUACAAAUGUGAAAGAUUGAUUGAUUGCUGCCAAACUGGAAAAUGUUCUGUAGGGACUUACUGGCAUGUUAUCAUUCUAGAAGAAGCAGAACACUUGACUGCACAUUGUUUUCUUUUUAGUGUUGUGUAUUUUUUUUCUUAUUUAAUUUGGGAAGGGUUUUUUCCUGGUAUUUCAAAGUUGACUUUUUUAUUUGAAUUUGUCUUUUUUAUUUAUUGGUCUUAAAGCCAUUUCAAAGGUAUAAUAAUAUAUUUUGGUGUAAUUUAAUUGGUGCAGCAUUAUUUUACAGCUCUGGCCAAAAUGUUACCUUUAAAAACAAAUUGUUGAUUUUCCUUUUGUUUUGCCCAUUGGCUGGUUUGAUCUCUAUGAGGCAGGGGAAAAGCUGGAUAAUCACCCAAAGUGUUUGUAUUUUUAAUCUGAUACUGUAUUUUGUAUGAAAUAAAAAACCAAAAAAGUGAA